Messenger RNA from Telopea speciosissima, 2048 nucleotides. RefSeq names its product pentatricopeptide repeat-containing protein At3g51320-like. The coding region runs from base 282 to 2048 and encodes 588 amino acids. NCBI's taxonomy places the organism in Eukaryota, Viridiplantae, Streptophyta, Magnoliopsida, Proteales, Proteaceae. Gene Ontology annotation, molecular function: RNA binding; protein binding. Gene Ontology annotation, biological process: RNA modification. The record is from RefSeq and is a predicted model, not a curated record. The transcript has a single exon.
UUAUACGGUGGCAAUCCAGAUUCCAGAGAGAGAGAGUCAAACUCAGAACUUACAAGCUUGACAGUGUCCAAGUUCCAAACCAAAGUGGUCACAGCUCUCAUGAGAAGUUGAAGAUGAGGCAACGGUUAUAUUCUGAAAAAUUUCCAGGAACUUUCAUUCGCUACAAAUCUGCUGCAAUCUAUCUCCUUUGGGCUCGUCUAGAUGUCUCCUGGUUAUGGGUUUGUUGGGAAAUCAGAAAAGCGCAUCAAGCAGUAUACCUUGAAUGAUAUUGAAUUAGAUUUAUGGCCAGAGCCUCCAACAUCAGAGAUAUCAUUCGAUCAAGAUUCCCAAUCUUUACUUCAAAUCCCACUCUCUGUUCUCUCUAUUCAUCCUUUUCAUCUUCUUCAUCGGCAUCAUCAUCUUUUAGUGCACUAAAUGGAAGUCUUCAACCUCUUCAGACAUGCCAUAACAUGAGGCAACUCUACCAAAUCCAAGCCUAUUUGAUCACUUCUGGUCUUUUCCAGGAUCCAUUUGCUGCCAGCCGUGUUUUGAAAUUCUCUGCGGAUUCAGGGGAUAUAGAUCACACUAUCUUGAUUUUCAGACACAUUGAUUUGCCUGAUACAUUCUGUUUUAACACUGUGAUCAAAGCCUAUUCCUGUGGCCCUGUUCCUUAUCAAGCUGUGAUUUUCUAUUUUGAGAUGAUUCGAAAUGGGUUCUUUCCCAAUAGUUUCACAUUCCCACCUCUCUUGAGUGCUUGUGCGAAGUCACAAUCUUCUGAACUUGGAGAGAAAUGCCAUGGACAGAUUGUUAAGAAUGGGGUUGACAGUGUUGUACCGGUACAGAACUCUUUGAUCCACAUGUAUUCUUGUUGUGGGUCUAUUGAAUCUGCUAAGCAGUUGUUUGAUGAAAUGCCUCAAAGGGAUUUGGUAUCUUGGAACUCCAUUGUUGAUGGUUAUGCAAAAUUGGGUGAUUUGGGUACUGCCCAAAUCCUGUUUGGUGUAAUGCCUGAGAGGAAUGUGGUUUCUUGGAACAUCAUGAUAACUGGGUAUUUGGACUGUGGGAAACCAGGAAAUUGUCUAAAGUUAUUUAGGGAGAUGAUGAAGAUUGGAUUGAGAGGGAGUGAUACAACGAUGGUUAGUGUACUUACUGCAUGUGGCAGGUCUGCUAGGCUGAAGGAAGGCAAGUCUGUUCAUGGGUCUCUCAUAAGAAACUUAUUUAGAUUGAGCUUGAUUCUUGGCACCGCUUUGAUAGAUAUGUACUGUAAAUCUCAAAAGGUGGAAUACGCACAAAGAUUGUUCGACGGAAUGUCGGAGAGGAAUUUAGUUUGCUGGAAUGCAAUGAUCUUGGGACAUUGCAUUAAUGGAUGUCCACAAGAUGGACUUAAUUUGUUUGUAGAUAUGGUAGGAAGGUUGGACUUGGAAGAUGAGCCAAGUGAAUGUAUUAAGACAAAGAACUCAUGGACGGAAGGACAUCGAGUUCUGCCGGAUGAAGUUACUUUUGUUGGUAUCUUGUGCGCUUGCACUCGUGCUGGAUUGUUGUCAGUGGGGAGAAAUUUAUUUUACAAAAUGAUCAACGUAUAUAGAAUAAAACCCAAAUUUGCACACUACUGGUGCAUGGCUCAUCUCUAUUUUAGUGUUGGACUCAUUCAUGAGGCUGAAGAAAUUUUGUGUACCAUCCCAAUGGAGGACAAUGGAGAGGAUUCUUUGAAUUCAUUGUUGUUGAGUGGGUUGCUUGGGUUAUGCCGGUUCCAGGGAGAUGUGGAGGUGGGAGAGCGAAUUGCAAAUCGGUUGAUUGAACUAGAGCCUCAUAAUCCAUCUCGAUAUGCCUUGUUGUUGAAUGUGUAUGCCGCAGCUAGUCAAUGGGAAGAUGUUGCCAAGGUGAAGGAACUGGCAACACAAAGAGGCUUGAAAAGAAUUCCCGGUUGUAGUCUUCGUGACUUGAAUGAAAUCGUUCACAAAUUCAAAGUGGGAGACAAAUUACAACCAGGCAUGGCAGAGGUCUGCUCUAUGAUGGAUGAAAUGGUGCAACAACUAAGGACGUCGAGCACUGGUUUUCUUACACAGCUGUAG